AUGUUCACACCUCUGGGUUUACUCGACGGCGUUCCCUGCCCCCAGGCUACGCAAUGCAUGCUCAUAACUUGCCUAUUCUCUCACAAGGGACAAAUUUUCGAUCCACCUGUAGCUGAAAAAUGUGCUUCAAGCUCGAUCGACAACGAGCGUGCUUCCAAGAGGCUCAAGGUUGAAAGCACCACUCCAUCAUCAGGCUCGAAAUCAAUCACAUCUACUCAUGUUCCGGUUCGAGAGCAUCCAAAACAACCCCCAGUGGCUGUUCUUGGAUCGAAACAGCAAUCUCAAAGUGCCAGCUCGAAUAUUUCGAAGUUGACAUCGGUUUCUCGGGAAGUCUCUCCUCCGCCAGGGCGCGCGGAUAGCAAAGCUAAAAGCCAAGAAACUGCAGCGAAGGCCAUAGCCAAUUCAAAGCCCACGCCGCCGCAGCUUCCCCCUCGAAGGGUGCCAAAAGAAAGCCUCAACCCUCGAAUGCUGCCCAAAGCUCCAGCCAGUCAUGCUGUCCGGUCAGCCAUCCUAUCCAAACUGCAUUCUGGCAUGUCAGCGCUCAAUGAGAAGCUUGCUAAAGACAAGGACCCUUCAAACAAAUGCUUUGUCCUCAGCAAAGACGAACUUGUGACAAUGGCCCUGGACGAAGAAGAAACAGUAGCCAAGGAUAGCCCUGGGGUUUACUCCAAUGUCAUCAAGCUUCGAAUAGUAAAAUUGACGAAAAUGGGGAAGGAAGAAUGGACGAAAGAGGUCAUGGCGCAUCUUAAUUCUCGGUACUACCAAAUUCACCCCGUCCAACAAAAUGUCAAGUCAUCGAAGCCUAUCAACACGGGUCUCACGAGGAAGGAAGAGACUGUUCUUGCAGCUGCACUUGUCACGCCAUUGGCUGGCCUUGAAGAGUUUGGCUAUGUCACCAAAGCACCUACUAAGGCAGAGAUCGAAUCUGCCAGGAAAGGGGUCAUCGAGUCUAAGGGCUGGGAGAAGUGCGAUCGAUGUGGUGGACGCUUUCAAGUCUUUCCUGGUCGCCGCGAGGAUGGAGAAUUGGCUAGCGGAGGUCACUGUACCUAUCACCCAAAUCGUCCCGUUCACCCACCACGCAAGAAAACAGAUAGUGUCACUGGCUCUAGAGAGGCUUACUAUCCAUGCUGCACUGAAUCUGUGGGCACUUCUUCAGGCUGCACCAAAGCCAACAACCACGUUUUCAAGGUAUCAGAGGCCAAGCGUCUUGCAUCGAUUCUCCAAUUCGAAGAAACACCAGCACAGCCCGAUAAAGGGCCCCUAGACGCAGUGUGCUUCGACUGCGAAAUGGGCUACACAACCUUGGGCUUAGAGCUCAUACGUCUGACAGCAGUCAGCUGGCCGCAGGGGCGUGAUCUUUUGGAUAUUCUGGUCAGGCCUAUGGGUGAGGUGCUGGAUCUCAACUCACGAUAUUCGGGUGUUUUGCCUGAACAUUAUGCAUCUGCUAUUCCAUACGGCACCCCAGCUGCGGGUCAGCAGGAGAGUGAGAAAGAUACCAAGCCUAUGCAGGUUGUCGAUUCCCCUGCGGCAGCGCGAUCCCUUCUUUUCAAUUUUCUGCAACCCGAUACACCCUUAAUCGGCCAUGCAAUCGAGAAUGACCUGAACGCUUGCCGAAUCAUUCAUCCCACUAUUAUUGAUACCAUAAUCCUCUACCCCCACCCAAGAGGAGGUCUGCCUAACCGCUUGAGCCUCAAAUCUCUGGCACAUCGUUUUCUCGAACGUAACAUUCAAAUGGGAGGAGAUCAAGGUCAUGACUCAAAGGAAGACUCGAUUGCCACGGGUGACUUGGUGCGGGUGAAGGCAGGUGAAAUAUGGACGCGAUUGCAGUCGAAAGGAUGGAAGUUUUCAAAUCACAACCUGGUUGCACCUCCUGGUCAAGACGUCAAGAAUUUAAGAGAGGCCAUACGGGGAAUUGAAGGUGCAAAGAGAAAGAUUUCUAGCACCGCAUAG
Molecule: messenger RNA, 1950 nt
Organism: Penicillium odoratum
Lineage: Eukaryota; Fungi; Ascomycota; Eurotiomycetes; Eurotiales; Aspergillaceae
Gene: rex3
Product: putative RNA exonuclease Rex3
Exons: 1
Coding region: 1-1950 (649 amino acids)
Cellular component (GO): nucleus
Molecular function (GO): exonuclease activity; nucleic acid binding
Source: RefSeq, a predicted model, not a curated record